CAAUGCAACUCUAACGUGGUUAUGUGAACGUUUGUUAUUUGCCGAAUUAAACAAUGUUACAAAUAAGCAAGCUUUGUUUUACAACAUCCAGCUUAAUUGCCGCACAGCGGCAUGUCGGACUCACCGCCGUUCGGUGCAUUGAUCAGAGCUGGCGGGCGGGCAAGGGAUUGCCGGAGAAUCCCAAUGCAUUUGGUCCACUCACAAACAUGCCCGACUACACGUACCUUGAUGGCAGGACGACGCCGCUGGGCUCCAACCAGAAGAAACGCUUGAUGAAGCAACAGGAGAUUGCGGCCAAAAUUGUGGAGCUCAGCAGCGAACUGGACUUUGCCAAGCAGCGUCACGAGCGUCUCAAAAUGCAGGCCCAGGCCGAAAAGCAACGCAUUCUGCAGAAUAAGCUAAAACCAAAGGGUCAUCUCUUGUUAAAAAAGAAAUAGUCCAGAUGUAAAGCCUACUUAUUGGGUGCCCCUUGAAUGUUCAUUAACGUUUACGAUAUACUAUUUUCACUAUUACACAGAUAUGAUUGUUAUCAGCUCAUAUUAUUUUUAUCUAAAAA
This is a messenger RNA of Drosophila novamexicana, 556 nucleotides long. It is a transcript of the gene mRpL52, whose product is annotated as 39S ribosomal protein L52, mitochondrial. Gene Ontology annotation, cellular component: mitochondrial large ribosomal subunit. Gene Ontology annotation, biological process: mitochondrial translation. The transcript is spliced from 3 exons. Gene Ontology annotation, molecular function: structural constituent of ribosome. The coding region runs from base 54 to 437 and encodes 127 amino acids. The record is from RefSeq and is a predicted model, not a curated record. NCBI's taxonomy places the organism in Eukaryota, Metazoa, Arthropoda, Insecta, Diptera, Drosophilidae.